AUGGCUGGAAAAGAAAUGUCGAUCUUCACGAAAGGAUUGAUCUACGUGCUCAAGGAUUUUUCAUGGUGGACAUCAACGCAUGGAAUUCCACACAUUGGAUUGGCGAACGCACGAUGGCUAAGGAUACUAUGGAUAGUCGUAGUAUUGGCAUGCCUUGGCGGAUUUAUUUGGCAGUUCAUAAUGUUGGUCUCGCAAUAUCUCGCCUACAAUGUAAACACGGAAACGGCGGUGGAAGCUUACAAUACGUGGGGAAAUUCCACCAGUCAGUACGGGUUCGGCAGUCGGAUGGAUGGAGCUCGCCAGCAAAGAGCGACGAAACUCAGCGCUCUGAUGAGCGCCAGACUGUACGAGGCCAGCAAGGUUCCGGGUGCAAAACAUGCCUACACCUACGAUGACCUCGUAAUAAGCUGCACCUACAAUGCGAAAUCCUGCCAUACCACAGAUUUCCAAGAAUUCUACGAUCCAACAUAUGGUAUCUGCCAAAUGUUUAACGUCGAAGGCAACUAUAGUUCAUCGAGAGCUGGCCCUCUUUUCGGUUUACGAAUGGUGAUUCGAACGGAUCAAGAGAAAUAUUUACCAUGGACAGAAACUGCUGGCGUUGUGAUGUCCAUUCACGGAAAGGAUGAAAGACCAUUUCCGGAUGUUUUCGGCUAUUUUGCGCCACCAGGAACUGCAACAUCCGUGGGUGUACGAUUCGUCAGCACCAUGCGGCUUCCACAUCCUUACGGAACGUGCACAAAAGAGGAAAUGUUCAGCGGCAUGCAGUACAAUGGCACAUACGAGGUAGAGUCCUGCUUUCGUGACUGCCUUCAGGAGAAGAUAAUCUCCGAUUGUGGUUGUUAUGAUCCAGCGUACCCGCAUAAGAAUGAUGGAUCAACCAAGAGCUGUGACGAGGUCGGAGACACACUUCUGAACUUGGAUUGUAUUGAUCGUAUUUCAAAUGCCGAUUCGGGCGCCUUCAAUAUUAUCAAGGAUUGUGAUUGCCCACAGCCAUGCGAGGUCGACUCCUACGCAGCGACCGUCUCUACUGCAAAAUGGCCAUCAAGUUCUUACGUGCCACCAGAAUGCAACCGGAUUCCUAUCGAUGUGCCAUGGGUACCGAAUGGUUGCCUGGAAUGGUACAAAAAGAAUACGUUGCUUGUUGAGAUCUACUAUGAACGAAUGAAUUAUCAAGUGCUUAGCGAAUCUCCAGCGUAUUCGCUUGUUAAUUUGGUUUCGGAUGUUGGUGGCCAAGUCGGACUGUUCCUUGGAAUGAGCAUUAUCUCACUGAUAGAGAUCGCUACGCUCAUCUUAUUGUUGCUCUGUUAUUGUGCAACUCAUAAAAGUAGAAAAAUGGAAAUUGAGGAAAUCGAGCAGGGAACAGAGAAAGCGAAAGAGGACGCUGUUCGCUUGGCUGAAAGAAAUCGCAAAGCAGCCAACAAACGGAAAGGGAUCUACGGAGAAGACGACGACACUUCGCUUCCGCCUGCCGUCAUUUCGUCAAAUUAA
This is a messenger RNA of Necator americanus (New World hookworm), 1488 nucleotides long. RefSeq lists its product as uncharacterized. The record is from RefSeq and is a predicted model, not a curated record. Bases 1 to 1488 code for a protein of 495 amino acids. The transcript has 12 exons. Gene Ontology annotation, biological process: sodium ion transmembrane transport. NCBI's taxonomy places the organism in Eukaryota, Metazoa, Nematoda, Chromadorea, Rhabditida, Ancylostomatidae. Gene Ontology annotation, molecular function: ligand-gated sodium channel activity. Gene Ontology annotation, cellular component: plasma membrane.